Molecule: messenger RNA, 2186 nt
Organism: Sitodiplosis mosellana (orange wheat blossom midge)
Lineage: Eukaryota; Metazoa; Arthropoda; Insecta; Diptera; Cecidomyiidae
Product: tripartite motif-containing protein 45
Exons: 4
Coding region: 79-1929 (616 amino acids)
Biological process (GO): positive regulation of DNA-templated transcription
Cellular component (GO): chromatin; nucleoplasm
Molecular function (GO): ubiquitin-protein transferase activity; zinc ion binding
Source: RefSeq, a predicted model, not a curated record
UUGGUGUUCAGUCAUUAUUUAGCAACGAUCCGUUGCCAACGGAACUGAAAACACCUUCAAACAAAAUCGCCACUCGCGAUGUCUAACGAAACGGAUUUGGAUGAGUUGAGUAUAAUAAAACGUGGAUACGAACGAUUUUUGAGUAGUCCGGGUGAUUUGGGCAAUUGUGAGAAUGCAAUAAUAACGGUGCGUCGUCAGCAGCAGAUCACAACGCAUUUUGGACCAUUAACAACGAAGAAUAAAAUCAAAGUGAGCCUAUCGCAGGAGCAAAUUUUGAAUCAAACAAAUCGAUAUCCGCAAAAUAUCAAGCGUUCACAAUCGACCAACAUUCAGAAGACAAUCCUCUCGUCGGGUGGUGUAAUUCGAAAUGCGAUACGGCCGUCGUUGAUUCCAGUGAAAAUAAAGGAGCAACCGAAAGGUUUGCGUGCAAUAACACUCGCACCGCAUCAAGAUCAUACGGACGUAUCCAAAUAUCGAUCGGUUCGAAAGAUGAGUGCACCAUUUGAACGGCGAAAUUAUGUUUCACAACAGGAAUCCACGCUAUCGUCACUUCCAAUUCCGAUGACCCAGUCUCUGGAUCCAAAUUUACUUUCUGGCAAAUCACGGGAUGAUCACCGAGAAUUGGAUAAAUUUAAAUGUGGCAUUUGUUUGAAUAUUUUAAGUGAUUCCAGGGUAUUGGAUUGCUUGCACACAUUCUGCUUGGAAUGUUUGCACACAAUCGAAAAUAUAACUACACCAAGUAAACUAAAUCCCACAUUACGGUCGAAUAGUUUCGAAAAUAAAGACUUGAGCAGCAGCAACUGUUCCGAUGAAUCCAAAGAAAAGUCAGUUGCAUCACUCACCAAUAAGCCAAUUAGGAGAGUUUCCACCACAACAAAACCAAAAUCGCUGACAGUACAACAGAAGCGCCCAUUGAGUUCGAUCACGGAGAAAAGCAAAGUCACAUUGAAGUGUCCCAUUUGUGGAUUGCGAACAGAAAUUCCGAUCGGUGGCGUCAAUCGUGUUCCAAAAAAUUUUCUACUUGAACGACAACUACAGAAUGAAAUUCAUAAACUACAAACACUGUGUUUGAACGAUGAUUACUGCAGUCAAUGCUAUGAUGAAAUCGAGGCCGUGGCAUACUGUUUAAGUUGUGAAAUUAGCCUGUGUGAUGUUUGCCAUGAAGCACAUUUGCGUCAGCGAUCGACAUCGAAGCAUAGUUUAAUUGCGAUACUCGAUUUGAAGAGCAAACAAGUGGAUGCAUUGAGAGAAAAGCAGUAUGGGUUAACUUCGAAUGCAUCGCUAAAAUGUUUUAUUCAUCCAACACAAGAUCUCAAGCUGUUUUGUGUCAAUUGCAAUCAAGUUGCUUGCCACAACUGCACCAUAUUGCUGCAUAAAGGACACAAAUUUGAGUCAAUUGAAAGGGCAAAACAGCGUGCAAUCAAAAAAUUCCAAGAAGCAGUUGAACGAAACCGAAGAUUCCAUGAAUAUAUUAACGGUUGUUGCUCAAAGUUUGCUGAAUCGAUUCUGAAGAUAAACGAUAAAGCGGAUAUUGUUGAGAUGGAAGUUGAAAUAUUUUUAAAAGAUUACAUCGAAGCUCUUCAAGCCCACCGCGAAUCUUUGUUUCGGCAAAUUAUCAAGGCCAAGGAAUUGAAGUCAUUGUCAAUAAUGGAGCAACAGGAAUACUUACAAAAACGGACGCAUGAAUCAAUGCAAGCCAAUUCGUUUGCCGAGAACCUACUUCUAAAUGGAAAUGACAUUGAAAUCCUAACGUUCAUUGGCAUAUUACAAAAUCGUUUCGAUUUCUGUCAAAAGGCUAAAAUUCCGGCUGAACCAAACAUUUCGAAUACAUUUCAAUUCAUACGCGAAGUUCGGGCACCCAUUACACCAGAACAGCAUAAUAUUCCGAUCUAUGGUGUAGUGGCCACGCAAGAGAUAGACACAACAUAAACUAUAGUUAUCAUAGCCAUGGUUGGGAUCAAGUCAUCUAUUUAAGACUAAAUCAAGUGGAUAUUUAUUACUGGUGAAGUAAGCAGAAGUAGUGGCAGCAGCUUCCUAUGUUCCAAACAAAUAACAAAAAAAAUACGUUCAGCUGAAGCUGCAAAUAUUAGUAAAAAAACUCCAGAAAUUUGUUCUAAACGCUUGUGUUAACUAUUUAUUUCAUAAAAAUGUCAAAAUAAAGGAAUUUUAUAUUCAUCAAUCAAUCA